UCGUCGUUGACAUUCCAUCCAUAUCCCCAUCCCAUCUCCGGCGAAAAAGAAGAAGAAGAGAGAAACAUGUCUGGACAGGACCUCUCAUCUUACCCUCUGCUCUUUUUCCAGCCAAGCGAGUCAGCUCAAACAGUCGAACCGGCCGAAUCGUUCCCACCGAUCUUGGAUGAGUCGGAUCUUCUCCCCUGCAUAGAUCUACAGAAGCUGAACCCGGUGGAGAUUGGAAAGGCUUGUAGGGACUGGGGCAUGUUCCGAUUGGUCAACCAUGGAAUCCCAAUGGAGCUCACGGCCCAGCUUCAAGAGGAGUCGAAGAAGCUCUUCUCUCUCCCCUUUGAAUCUAAGAAGGCCAGGAUCCAAAGCCCAUUGUCCUACUUUUGGGGUACACCUGCCCUUACUCCCAAUGGAGUGGUCAUAACAAAAGAAGUCCAGAACGUGAAUAGGAUGGAGGGUAUCUUUACGAUUCUGAACCAACUGCCUCAAAUGCUAGGAGAUGAUCCUGUGUUGCACUCUUUCAGGAGUUUAUUGGAGGAAUAUGGGAGGCACAUGGCUCGACUGGGUCGAUGCCUAUUCGAAGCUCUAAGGAAGAACGUAGGCAUGGAUCCAACAUUAUCUCAAUCGUAUCUAUCCGAAUCCACUGGGACGUUUCGGGUUUACCGCUACCUUCAGUGCUCCGAACCCAACAAAGCAGAAGGACUUGGUGCCCACACCGAUAGCACUGUCCUCUCUAUAUUGAAUCAGAAUGAAGUUGGAGGCUUACAGAUCUGCAAAGAUGAUAGGUGGAUGGAAAUAAGGCCAAUCACCAACACCCUCAUCGUUAACAUUGGUGACAUGUUUCAGGUGAUGAGCAACGAUGAAUAUAAGAGUGUGAAACAUAGAGUGAUGAACAAACGAGAGGAAAGGAUCUCAAUAUGCUAUUUCGUGUUCCCUGAGGGCGAUGGUGUAAUUCACAGCACAAAAUAUAAGCCCUUCACUUACAAGGACUUCAGAGCACAGGUGCAAGAAGACUUGAAGACCAUUGGUUUCAAGGUAGGGCUCCAGCGAUUCAGGGUUCCAUAGAGUGACCUUC
Molecule: messenger RNA, 1066 nt
Organism: Telopea speciosissima
Lineage: Eukaryota; Viridiplantae; Streptophyta; Magnoliopsida; Proteales; Proteaceae
Product: gibberellin 2-beta-dioxygenase 8-like
Exons: 5
Coding region: 67-1056 (329 amino acids)
Molecular function (GO): dioxygenase activity
Source: RefSeq, a predicted model, not a curated record